This is a messenger RNA of Gekko japonicus, 1945 nucleotides long. RefSeq names its product clathrin heavy chain linker domain containing 1 (gene CLHC1). NCBI's taxonomy places the organism in Eukaryota, Metazoa, Chordata, Lepidosauria, Squamata, Gekkonidae. Bases 19 to 1794 code for a protein of 591 amino acids. The record is from RefSeq and is a predicted model, not a curated record. The transcript is spliced from 11 exons.
CUAGCUGACUUCUCUACUAUGUCAUCAGCGGGCAUCGGAGUGAGCAGACAUUCAGUACUGCCUCCUAUCAUCCCAGAGAGUGAGAAGGAGUUUCUGGAGAGCAUCCAGAGAUACAUCAUUUCAGAAAUUGAGAAAGUAGGCUGUACCGAGGAAGGGCCAGCUGAGGAGUAUUAUGUCAUAUACAGAAAUGUGUUUGAAAUGAUAAUUGAGCACGUCAAGGCAUACAAGAACAUCCUGACUACUAUCAAGCAGGAAUAUGAUGCCUUUAUAGAAACAAUAAAGAAAGGCCAGAGAACUGCAUUCUACCUUCAUGGAAAAUUAAAAGUGUUAGCAUGUGAACCUACAACUCUCAUGUAUUAUAAGAAGAGAAUUACUCAACUGGAAGAGAAGAUAAAGAAAAUUGAGAGCAAUUCUGUAAGAACUGAGAACUUGAUACAGAAAAUAAGAAAUUUUAGGACAGCAUCUGCAGCUGAAACUCCACCCCAAGGCAAAAAGUUGAAUCCUUCUAAGGCCAUACCGGGUCUCAGCCAUAAAGAUUCCUUCAACAUGAAUGCUCUCACUAAGCACCUUGCUCAUCUGCAAAAGCGGAUCCAGGAGCUGAAAGAAGCCGUGUUUACAAAAUAUGUCCCUGUGGAGAACAUGGCCAUUAUUGAAGAGAAGCUGCAUCAUGCCCUGAGCCAGCGAGAUAAGUCCGAGGAAGAGAAUGAGAAGCUGAAGUUUUGCUAUUAUCGAAUAACACAGUUUGCGAAUGCAGUGAAUUUCUGGGAGAAUACAGACAAGAGUGUUGAAACCUUGAAGCAAAUAAUCGAUCAGAUAAAAGAACAUGAAGAAAAAAUUGGAAAAGGUCCAGUUGUCUCCAGCAGCUCAUGCAUAUUUGAACGUGACCCCACCCAAGCCAAAGAGGCAGCGGACUUGAUUGAGUACCUUGAAAGAUUCAAUGAGUUAUUUUCCCGUGGCCAGUAUGAGUCUGCAGCAAUAUUUGCAGCAAAUUGCCCAAGAGGUAUUCUACGGAAUGAAGAGACCAUGGAGAAGUUUAAGGCUAUCGGCAGUAUUAAAGGGAAGAUGCUCCCUCUGCUUAUGUACUGUGAAGCUCUUGUAAGCACAAGCACGGCUGUCAAGUAUCCUCUUCCAGCGAAUUUGACAACAGAAGCCAUCAAAUGUGCCUUGGCGGAGAAGCGGUUAGAUCUGGUGAUGUACUGGAUCACACAGCAAAAACUGUCAUUCAAUGAGGAAACAGGUGAUGCCAUCUAUGCCUAUGGAGAGGAGAACACACACAACGCAUCCAAGUGUCUCGCUUUGGCUCAGAUUGCCUACAGCCGGUGUGGUGCUCACAAGAAAGCUGCUCUGUGCUUGUGCAAACAGGGCCAGAUCUCUGGAGCCAUGGACUACAUCCAUCAGCUCCAAUACUUUCACACAGAUGAUUAUAUCUACCUGAUACAGAAGUGUCCUAGCACACAACUCAUCCGCUACCUAACUCAAGGGUGGAAUGGGAAACCGCCCGCCUUGUCCCUUGGGGCAACAGUGCUCUUUCUCUCCAACAUGGAACAAAAACUCUGUUGCAUACGGCUAUUGGAGGAUAUUGCCAAGGAAGGCAGAGAUGUGUUGGAACAAAUGAUUGUAAAUGAUUCACAGUGUAGCGUGGAGGAGUGGAAAGGGAUAGCCGAAAUAUGCUUCCGGCACAGGAAAAUAAAAUUGGGCAAGCUUCUCAUCUCAAUCCUGACUUCACAGGAAGGCGUGGUUGAACUCCCUCCGGAUGAUGAUGGUGCCAAGUUAAUGGAGCAUGUUUUCUUGUAAUUUCCCUGCCAAGCUCAUGGGGGAGCUCAUUGCCCUCAGAACUGCUUCAGCUAGUUGAGUGAACCACAAAAAGAUCUGUGGUUUUUCUGCCCUUUUCAAACCAUAAAGUAUUUAAUACCUGAGUGUCUGCUUUAAAUGGAAAAUAUCGUGA